AUGAAAAACAUAGAUUCCAUCAAAGGUUGCAGAAUAGAUGAGAACCACUUCGACUUAGAAAAAUAUAGCACGUUUUACUGCAAACAAGAUGUAAGAAUUUUAAGAGAAGGUUUUGUAAAGUUCCGCAAUGACUUAUUGAAAGAGUUUGAUUUAAACGUUUAUGACUACGUUAGUAUUUGUUCAAUUGCUAACAAAUUGUUUGAGAACAGAGUAUACUUCCCGAAUGGAAAUCUUUAUGACCUCUCAAAUAAACCAAGAGAAUUUAUUUCGAGAUGCAUUCAAGGUGGAAGAUGUAUGUUGUCAGAUAACAUGAAACAAAAGAGCAAAAAGAAACUCAUUGCUGACUUCGACACUGUUUCAUUAUAUCCUUCAGCUAUAGCAAGACUUUAUACUUUAGAAGGUAUUCCAAAAGUAUUGAAGGAAGAAAUGUUAAACACAGAGUAUCUCAUGAGACAUUUAUUCGAUGAUGACCAAAAGGAACCCAUUGGUGAAAAGUUUAUGUCUGGCUUCUUUGUUCUCAUUAAGAUAACAGAGAUUG
This is a messenger RNA of Trichomonas vaginalis G3, 538 nucleotides long. Its product is annotated as organellar and viral DNA polymerase type B. The transcript has a single exon. Gene Ontology annotation, biological process: DNA replication. The record is from RefSeq and is a predicted model, not a curated record. NCBI's taxonomy places the organism in Eukaryota, Parabasalia, Trichomonadida, Trichomonadidae. Gene Ontology annotation, molecular function: DNA binding; DNA-directed DNA polymerase activity; nucleotide binding. The annotation marks the transcript as partial.